Aureobasidium subglaciale EXF-2481 is the source of this 1404-nucleotide messenger RNA. RefSeq lists its product as uncharacterized. Gene Ontology annotation, cellular component: mitochondrion; cytosol; cytoplasm. Lineage: Eukaryota; Fungi; Ascomycota; Dothideomycetes; Dothideales; Saccotheciaceae. The record is from RefSeq and is a predicted model, not a curated record. Bases 1 to 1404 code for a protein of 467 amino acids. Gene Ontology annotation, molecular function: tetrahydrofolylpolyglutamate synthase activity; ATP binding; dihydrofolate synthase activity. Gene Ontology annotation, biological process: folic acid-containing compound biosynthetic process. The transcript has a single exon.
AUGAUAGAGCUUGGUCUGGCUCGAGUCUUCCGCCUGCUGGCACGCACACCUUUGCCAUGGCGAGCAAUACACGUUGCAGGUACCAAUGGCAAAGGCUCAAUAUGUGCCUACAUAUCUGCCAUGCUUACAGCCUACAACGCCUCACAACUGCGGACUGAAACUGGAAAGUCGCCGAUCAAGCACGGUCGCUUCACUUCACCACAUCUGAUAGAUCGAUGGGAUUGUAUCACAAUCGAUGAGAAGACCAUCUCAGAGGCCAUAUUCAGGCAAGUCGAAACCAAGGUCCUGGCACGCAACAUAUCCGAGAACAUCCAGGCAACGGAGUUCGAAUUGCUCACUGCGACUGCCUUCGAGAUCUUCACCUUGGAGAAUGUCGAUAUUGGCGUUAUUGAAGUUGGCAUGGGUGGUCGCCUUGACUCGACCAACAUCUUGGGUCAGACAUCCGAAUUCGACGAGCUUGAGCAAGGCAAACAGUCCAGACCAAAGCCGUUGGUGACAGCCAUCUCGACCAUCGCACUAGAUCAUCAAGGCUUCCUCGGAAAUACACUAGUCGAGAUCGCUACACAGAAAGCUGGAAUCGUAAAGCCAGGGGUAUCGCUGGUUCUGGCGAUGAACGACGAUGCCGUCACCCAACACAUCCAACAAUUAGCCACAAAAGCGGGUGUCACACAAAUUCUACACUCGAAAGACACAGCAGGAUUUGAUGUAACACGCGCCUCCAGUACGACUGAUGCUGUACAUGCCCGUCAACAGAACGGCGCUAUGGCCUUCACAAUCACUUGGCUUGCUCUCAAGCAGUUGAAUCGUCUUCCUUCUCCUCCUACUACACAAGGCGCUUGCGGAUCAUCCACAUUGCGCAACGAGAUACGUACAUCGCCUCUCACCACCCUGGCUUCUACGUUACGCGCUGUACCGGAGCAGGUUGUUUGGCCGGGUCGUCUUCAAGACAUUGAUCUCGCGCCUCUCACCAACUACAAACCUACAGCCCUACUCGAUGGCGCUCACAACGCCGAGUCCGCAACUGUUCUUGCCAACACUGUUCGCGCUCGUGUCGGUUCACACCCGGUAGUCUGGGUCCUCGCCGCUUCCAAAGGAAAAGACUUGGCAUCCAUGUUCGAGCUACUGCUUGCCGGAAGACUAGAUGAUGGUGUUGUCGCUACUGAGUUCGGAGCCGUAGAUGGGAUGCCAUGGAUUUCAGCAACAUCAGCUGCAGAUGUCAAGGCGGCUGCUGGAAGUAUACUGACCGCUGAAAACGUGGUUGUUGAGAAGGACAUCAGCGCCGCUCUAGAGAAGGCAUCGAGACUGGCAGAAGAGAAGGAUGCCCUGCUCGUUAUUGCCGGCAGUCUGUAUCUCGUUGGCGAUGUUCUUCGCUUGGUCCGCGAUAAAGGUGGGAAGAUCAAUUGA